Molecule: messenger RNA, 1248 nt
Organism: Caenorhabditis briggsae
Lineage: Eukaryota; Metazoa; Nematoda; Chromadorea; Rhabditida; Rhabditidae
Exons: 5
Coding region: 1-1248 (415 amino acids)
Biological process (GO): nuclear envelope organization
Cellular component (GO): meiotic nuclear membrane microtubule tethering complex; nuclear envelope
Molecular function (GO): protein-membrane adaptor activity
Source: RefSeq, a predicted model, not a curated record
AUGAAACCCAAAUUUGGUUCCGAGACUAAACCAUUCCUGGAAGAUGUCGAGUCUUCUAAGCCUCCAAAUCCAUUUCAAUUUAAGAAAAACGAGUAUUAUGGAAGCCAAAAACCAAUAUUGAAGGAACAGUCUUUUUAUCGAUACAUCAAAUUUCAAGUUUUCCAUCAGCCCAUUGUCAAUGCAGUCGUUGCUUUGUUUGCCUUUUUGGUUCUAGUUCAGAUCUAUUCCGACCGAAUUAGGAUAUUUGCACUCGAGCAGAGACUUUAUCAAGUUGAGCUUCAGCUCAAUAGUGCUCCAAGAGAAGAUUCACAUAAAGCAAAUACAGUUAUUCAAGAAACUGCUAAAACUGUUACGCCUACUACUAAUAUUGUUCCAACUGUGAAACCAGAGAGUUCAAAUAAAAAAUCUGAAUUCAAUGCAGCCAGUCUCAUUCUUGGUGCAACUGUGGAAACUGAAUUAUCCUCAAAUCCGGUUCCUUCUGGAGACGGAUUUCUCGACAAAUUAAUGUUCAAAUUAGGAUCUGAUCAAAGCGGUUAUGUUUUGUUAGAUCGAGAUCCAAUUCUAGCUGGUAAAGCAUGGUGUUCGGAUGAAAAGAAUCCGGUUCUGACGGUGAAGUUAGAAGAAGACAUAAAACCUAUUGCGGUGUCUUAUCAACAUUCGAAAUGGAAUGGAACUGUGCCAGCAGAUGCUCCAAUGACCUACGAUGUUGUGGCUUGCAUCAACGAAAGUUGUAACGUAACCGUAGCUCUUGCUUCAAACUGCAACUAUUCAUCAUCCAAAAAUGAGAAAGAACAAAAAUGUCAAAUAUCCAACACCUAUCCAUCAGUGAAUCGUGUGCAGUUCCGUUUUAACAAAAAUCAUGGGAAUUCUUCGAAAACUUGUUUAUAUUUGAUUCGUGUUUAUGGAGAAGCAAAAGAAGUCGUCAGAAACCAGAAGGAAGACAACGUGGAGCUUAAAAAAUCACGAGUUGGUCUAUGUUCCCGGUUGGCAUGGUUCCAUAAGAAAAUCCCAAUAUUUUAUAACGGACUUGCAUCGAAAAACUGCACCACAUUGUAUUCAAAUGAAUGCUGUGAUGAAUGUCCGGAGUGUUGUUCCGGAUGCCAAAUAAACGAUGGAGACUUUCUGAAUAAUUUCCAAUUCAUCCUCAUCUUUUUUGUUCUAUUUUUCAUUCUUUUUCCCAUUUAUAUUGCAGGAAUAUCUGCAUGUUGUGUAGGAUUGAGACGACUUUUUUCUAGAGCAUUUUAUUGA